CGAGAAACUAUUUAACAAACUAAUCCCAUUUAUUAAUUUCAAAAGAGAGAAGAAGACACUCAAAAUGACAAGCUUCGGAGCCGUCGCAGCUAACCUCCGCAACAAGGGACUUGUCACAAGAGCCACUCCGAGAGUUCUUGCUUGUGUCCCAACAAGACUCAUUCAUGGGAGUACAAGGAAAGAAGCCUCCGUCUGUGACAAAGCCACCGAAGCUCAACAAAAGGUGGCCAAAAAGGCGGACGAAGGAGCACAGACUAUCUCCGACGCAGCGGGUAGCCUGAAGGAUAAGGCGAAAAAAACACUGCAGAGGAAGCCUGGAAUAAGGUAAAGGACACAACGGAAAAGAUUAAAGAUACGGUCACAGAAAAAACAGAGGAAACCAAGGAGUCCAUUAAAGCCAAAGCCAAGACCGUGGAGCAAAGCAUGAACACCAAGAACCUCAAAUAAUAAACAUACUAUCAACUACAAAUUUUCAAUAUAUGAAUAAGAAUGUUAUUUACCUAAUGAAUUUUUUUUUUUCGUUUACAUGGAAUUCUGGUUUAUUUUUUUUUUUCAUAAGACUGAAUGAUAUAAUCGUACAAUAAAGAAAAAUUUGGCCAACGAGAAUAAAUGGUGCAUUAUGUUUUGGUUUAAUCGUAGGGCCGAUCCUAAUCAUCU
Molecule: messenger RNA, 657 nt
Organism: Thlaspi arvense
Lineage: Eukaryota; Viridiplantae; Streptophyta; Magnoliopsida; Brassicales; Brassicaceae
Source: the annotation of a GenBank genome assembly